Acanthosepion pharaonis is the source of this 5892-nucleotide messenger RNA. The record is from the annotation of a GenBank genome assembly. Lineage: Eukaryota; Metazoa; Mollusca; Cephalopoda; Sepiida; Sepiidae.
AUGAUACCGUUCCUGGAAAGAAUUCUUCACCACCCCACAACGUUAUCAUAUUUUUUUUUUCUUUUACUCAUAUUUUAUGAGACUUACCGUGAAGACAUUAAACACUUCUUUCUUUCUUUCUUUCUUUCUUUCUUUCUUUCUUUCUUUCUACUUUCUUAUGCUUUCUUUCUUUCUUUCUUUCUUUCUUUCUUUCUUUCUUUCUUAUCCUUUCUUUCUUUCUUAUGCUUUCUUUCUUUCUUUCUACAUUCUUAUGCUUUCUUUCUUUCUUUCUUUCUGAUGCUUUCUUUCUUUCUUUCUUUCUUUCAGCUUUCUUUCUUUCUUUCUUUCUUUCUUCUUUCUUUCUUUCUUAGGUUUUCUCUCUUUUUCUUUUUCUUCUUUCUGUUUCUUUCUUUCUUAUGCUUUCUCUUUCUUUCUUUUAUCUUUCUUUCUUUCUUUCUUUCUUUCUUUCUUAUGCUUUCUUUCUUUCUUUCUUUCUUUCUUUCUUUCUUAUGCUUUCUUUCUUUCUUUCUUUCUUAUGCUUUCUUUCUUUCUUUCUUUCUUUCUUUCUACUUUCUUAUGCUUUCUUUCUUUCUUUCUUAUGCUUUCUUUCUUUCUUAUGCUUUCUUUCUUUCUUUCUACUUUCUUAUGCUUUCUUUCUUUCUUUCUUUCUUAUGCUUUCUUUCUUUCUUUCUUUCUUAUGCUUUCUUUCUUUCUUUCUUUCUACUUUCUUUCUUUCUUAUGCUUUCUCUCUUUCUUUCUUUCUUUCUACUUUCUUUCUUUCUUAUGCUUUCUCUCUUUCUUUCUUUCUUAUACUUUCUUUCUUUCUUUCUUUCUUAUGCUUUCUUUCUUUCUUUCUUUCUUUCUUAUGCUUUCUUUCUUUCUUUCUUUCUUAUGCUUUCUUUCUUUCUUUCUUUCUUAUGCUUUCUUUCUUUCUUUCUACUUUCUUAUGCAUUGUUUCUUUCUUUCUUAUGCUUUCUUUCUUUCUUAUGCUUUCUUUCUUUCUUUCUACUUUCUUAUGCUUUCUUUCUUUCUUUCUUUCUUAUGCUUUCUCUCUUUCUUUCUUUCUUAUGCUUUCUUUCUACUUUCUUUCUUUCUUUGAAAGGUUUCUUUCUUUCUUUUCUUAUGCUUUUCUUUCUUUCUUAUGCUUUCUCUCUUUCUUUCUUUCUUUCUUAUGCUUUCUUUCUUUCUUUCUUUCUUUCUUUCUUAUGCUUUCUUUCUUUUUUCUUUCUUUCUUUCUUUCUUUCUUUCUUUCUUUCUUUCUUAUGCUUUCUUUCUUUCUUUCUUUCUUUCUUUUUCUUUCUUAUGCUUUCUUUCUUUCUUUCUUUCUUGCUUUCUUUCUUUCUUUCUUUCUUUCUUUCUUUCUUUCUUUUUUUCUUAUGCUUUCUUUCUUUCUUUCUUUCUUUUCUUUCUUUCUUAUGCUUUCUUUCUUUCUUUCUACUUUCUUAUGCUUUCUUUCUAUCUUUCUUUCUUUUUUUCUUUCUUUCUUUCUUUCUCUUUUCUUUCUUUCUUUCUUUCUUUCUUUCUUUCUUUCUUUCUUUCUCUUUGAUUUCUUUCUUUCUUAUGCUUUCUUUCUUUCUUUCUUUCUUAUGCUUUCUUUCUUUCUUUCUUUCUACUUUCUUUCUUUCUUAUGCUUUCUCUCUUUCUUUCUUUCUUUCUGGCUUGGUUUCUUUUUUUCUUUCUAAUUUCUUUCUUUCUUUCUUUCUUUUACUUUCUUUCUUUCUUAUGCAUUGGUUCUUUCUACUUUCUUUCUUAGGUUAUCAAACUUUCUUUUCUUAUGCUUGUGUUUCUUUCUUUCUUUCUUCUGGCUUUCUUUCUUUUUCUUAUCUUUCUUUUCUUUUUUCUUAUGCUUUCUUUCUUUCUUUCUUUCUUAUUUCUUUCUUUCUUUUUUCUUUUAUUAAACUUUCUUUUCUUAUGCUUGUGUUUCUUUCUUUCUUUCUGAAUUCUUUCUUUCUUUGGUUCUUUCUUUCUUUUUUUCUUUCUUUCUUUUUCUUUCUUUUUUCUUAUGCUUUCUUUCUUUCUUUCUUUCUUUCCUCUUUCUUUCUUUCUUUCUUUCUUUCUUUUUUUGAGAGGUUCUUUCUUUCUUAUGCUUUCUCUCUUUCUUCUUUGCUUGUGUUUCUUUUUCUUUUCUUUUCUUCUUGGUUUUCUUUCUUUCUUUCUUUCUCAAACUUUCUUUUCUUUUCUUAUGCUUUGUUUCUCUCUUUCUUUCUUUCUUUCUAUUCUUUCUUUCUUUCUUUCUUUUCUAUCAAACUUUCUUUCUUUCUUAUGCUUUCUUUCUACUUUUCUUUCUUUCUUAUGCAUUGGUUCUUUCUUUCUUUCUUUUUUUCUUUCUUUCUUUCUUUCUUUCUUUCUUUCUUAUGCUUUCUUUGGAAUUGGUUUCUUUCUUUCUUGAGAGGUUAUCAAACUUUUCUUUCUCUUAUGCUUUCUUUCUUAUACUUUCUUUCUUUUCUGGCAUUGGUUCUUUCUUUCUUUCUUUUCUUCUUUCUUUCUUUCUUUCUUAUGCUUUCUUUUUUUCUUCUUUUCUUUCUUUCUUUCUUUCUUUCUUUCUUUCUUUCUUUCUUUCUUUCUUAUGCUUUCUUUCUUUCUUUCUUUCUUAUCUUUCUUUCUUUCUUUUUCUUAUGCUUUUCUUUCUUUCUUUCUUUUCUUUCUUUCUUUCUUUUUUUUCUGGCAUUUCUUUCUUUCUUUGAUGCUUUCUUUCUUUCUUUCUUUAUUCUUGUGUUUCUUUCUUUCUUUCUUUGGCAUUGGUUCUGUCUUUCUUUCUUAGGUUUUCUUUCUUUCUUUCUUAUUUCUUGUCUUUCUUUCUUUCUUUCUUUUUUCUUGGUUAUCUUUCUUUCUUUUUCUUAUGCUUUCUGUUUUUUUCUUGACUUCUUAUUCUUUCUUUGGUUCUGUCUUUCUUUGAAAGGUUAUCUUUCUUUCUUUCUUAUUUCUUUCUUUCUUUCAUUUCUUUCUUUCUUUCUUUCUUUUCUUAUACUUUCUUUCUUUUUCUUUCUUUUUUCUUAUCUUUCUUUUCUUUUCUUUCUUAUGCUUUGUUUCUUUUCUGACUUUCUUUCUCUUUCAUUGGUUCUUUCUUUCUUUCUUUUCAAACUUUUCUUUUCUUUUAUUUCUUUCUUUCAGCUUUCUUUCUUUCUUUAUUCUUUCUUUUCUUUGAAAGGUUAUCUUUCUUUCUUUUCUUUCUGUGUUUCUUUCUUUCUUUCUUUUGGCAUUGGUUCUGUCUUUCUUUCUUUCAAACUUUCUUUUUCUUUCUUUGUUUCAGCUGACUUUCUUUCUUUCUGUCUUUCUUUCUUUCUUUCUUUCUCAAACUUUUCUUUCUUUCUUUCUUUUCUUUUUCUUUCUUUUAUUGGUUCUUUCUUUCUUUCUUGCUUUCUUUCUUUCUUUCUUUCUUUUCUACUUUCUUUCUUUCUUUCUUUCUUUCUUGCUUUCUUUCUUUCUUUCUUUGCUUUUCUUUCUUUCUUUCUUUCUACUUUCUUAUGGUUUCUUUCUUUUUUUCUUUCUUUAUUUCUUAUGCUUUCUUUGGUUCUUUCUGUCUUUCUUAUGCUUUCUUUCUUUUUUCUUUCUUAUGUUUUUCUUUCUUUCUUUCUUUCUUUCUUUCUUAUUGGUUUCUCUUCUUUGAAAGGUUAUCUUUUCUUUCUUUUUUUAUGCUUUUCUUUCUUUCUUUCUUUCUUAUGCUUUUGGUUCUUUCUUUCUUUCUUUCUUUUCUUAUCUUUCUUUCUUUCCUUUUUCUUAUGCUUUCUUUCUUUCUUAUGCUUUUCUUUCUUUUCUUUCUUUCUUUCUUUCUUUCUUAAGGUUUCUCUCUUUCUUUCUUUCUUAUGCUUUCUGUUUCUUUCUUUCUUUCUUUCUUAUUUCUUUCUUUCUUUCUUUCUUAGCUUUCUUUCUUUCUUAUGGCUUUUGGUCUUUCUUUCUUUCUUAUGGUUUCUUUUUACUUUCUUUUCUUUCUUUCUUUGUUUUCUUUCUUUCUUUCUUUCUUGUAUUCUUUCUUUCUUUCUUUUCUUUCUUAUAACUUUCUUUUUUUAUGCUUGUGUUUCUUUCUUUCUUUCUUUUACUUUCUUUCUUUCUCUUCUUUCUUUCUUUCUUUCUUUCUUUUUUCUUAUGUUUCUUUCUGAUCUUUCUUUCUUUCUUUGGUUCUUUCUUUCUUUCUUAUGCUUUCUUUCUUUCUUUCUUUCUUUCUUAUGCUUUUCUUUCUUUCUUUUCUUUCUACUUUCUUUCUUUCUUAUGCUUUCUCUCUUUCUUUCUUUCUUUCUACUUUCUUUCUUUCUUAUGCUUUCUCUCUUUCUUUCUUUCUUAUGCUUUCUUUCUUUCUUUCUUUCUUUUUUUUUUUUUUUUUUUUUUUUUUUUUCUCAUUUUUUUUUUUUUUUUUUUUUCUUUCUUAUGCUUUCUUUCUUUCUUUCUUUCUUAUUUCUUUCUUUCUUUCUUUCUUAUGCUUUCUUUCUUUCUUAUGCUUUCUUUCUUUACUUUCUACUUUCUUUCUUUCUUUCUUUUCUUUCUUUCUUUCUUUCUUUCUUUCUUUCUUUCUUUCUUUCUUUCUUUCUUUCUCUCUUUUUUUCUUUCUUUUGCUUUCUUUCUUAUGCUUUCUUUCUUUCUUUCUUUCUACUUUCUUUCUUUCUUUCUUUUCUUUCUUUCUUAUUUCUUUCUUUCUUUCUUAUGCUUUCUUUACUUUCUCAUUCUUUCUUUCUUUCUUUCUUAUUCUUUUUGCUUUCUUUCUUUCUUUUCUUUCUUUCUUUCUUUCUUUCUUUCUUUACUUUCUCUUUCUUUCUUUCUUUUCUUUCUUUCUUUCUUUCUUUCUUUUUUUCUUUUCUUUCUUUUCUUUUUUCUUUCUUUUCUUAUGCUUUUCUUUCUUUUCUUUCUUAUACUUUCUUUCUUUCUUUCUUUCUUAUGCUUUCUUUCUUUCUUUCUUUUUCUACUUUCUUUCUUUCUUAUGCUUUCUCUCUUUCUUUCUUUCUUUCUUUCUUAUGCUUUCUCUCUUUCUUUCUUUCUUAUGCUUUCUUUCUUUCUUUCUUUCUUUCUUAUGCUUUCUUUCUUUCUUUCUUUCUUUCUUUCUUUCUUUCUACUUUCUUAUGCUUUCUUUCUUUCUUAUUUCUUUCUUUCUUUCUUUCUUUCUUUCUUUCUUUCUUAUCUUUCUUUCUUUCUUUCUUUCUUUCUUUCUCUUUCUUUCUUUCUUAUGCUUUCUUUCUUUCUUUUCUUUCUUCUUUCUUUUCUUUCUUUCUCUUUUCUUUCUUUCUUAUCUUUCUCUCUUUCUUUCUUUCUUAUACUUUCUUUCUUUCUUUCUUUCUUAUGCUUUCUUUCUUUCUUUUUACGUUUUUAUUCUUUUUUCUCUUUUUACUUUCUUAUUCCAUUCUUUCAUUUUUUUUCAUUAUCUUUUCUUAUUCUUUUUUCUUUCGUUUUCCUUUCUUAAUUUUUCUUUUUACUUUAUAUUCUUUCUUUCUUCCUUUCUUUCUUUCUUUUUACUUUCUUAUUCUUUCUUUCAUUUUACUUUAUAUUCUUUCUUUCUUCCUUUCUUUCUUCCUUUCUUUCUUAUUCUUUCUUUCUUUUUACUUUAUAUUCUUUCUUUCUUCCUUUCUUUCUUUUUACUUUCUUAUUCUUUCUUUCUUUUUUACUUUAUAUUCUUUCUUCCUUUCUUUCGUUUUGCUUUCUUAUUCUUUCUUUCUUUCUUUUUACCUCAUAUUAUAUGUUUUGUUUUACUUUAUAUACUUUAUUUCUUUCUUUCUUUCUGUCGUUUUACUUUCUUAUUCUUUCUUUCUUUCUUUCUUUCCUUUCCUAACAGAGACCAUGUAUCGAGUUGAAUUGUGUUUUUUCUCUCUCUCUCUCUCUCUCUCUCUCUCUCUUUAUUUCUCUCUCUCUCUCUCUUUAUUUCUCUCUCUCUCUCUUUGUCUGUCUGUCUCUCUCUUUUAUUAUUUUUUUAGCAAGGACGACGGAAUCUAA